This is a messenger RNA of Myzus persicae (green peach aphid), 1143 nucleotides long. RefSeq names its product zinc finger MYM-type protein 1-like. The record is from RefSeq and is a predicted model, not a curated record. Lineage: Eukaryota; Metazoa; Arthropoda; Insecta; Hemiptera; Aphididae. The transcript has 8 exons. Bases 1 to 1143 code for a protein of 380 amino acids.
AUGGAUACUUCUAAUAAAAAUGCAUCAAUAUUACAAUUUUUAAAAAGAAAAAAUUCAAAUUCACCACCACGGGCAGAUAACUCACUAGGUUUUGAUGUGACUAAAUCAGGUAAUCCUAAACAAAUGAAAAUUAAUGUUACUGAACAGCAACAGCCUAAUGAAGAAAAAAUAAGCAAUGGAGAUACAAAUACUAAAACAAAUUGCUUGACCAACUCUGCUAUAACAAUAAGAAAUAAUGACAUUGCUUUAUUUAUUGAUCGCAAUUUAAAUGAUGAAGAAAAAGUAGAGGUGCUUAAAAAUGUUUGGGUACCACCAAAGAUGUACAAGUAUCCCAUAUUAGAGCAUAAUAAAAAAAGAGGUUUAAGGUUCCAAGCAAAAUGGUUUGAUGAAUUUCCUUGGCUUGUGUACUCAGAAAUUAAAAGUGGUGCAUUUUGUCAAAAAUGUGUUAUAUUUUCAAAAACUGGUGGUGCUUUAAAACAACCCCUUGGCCAGCUUGUAUUGCGAGAAUUUAAUAAUUGGAAAAAAGCUAAAGAGGUGUUUCAAGAUCAUAGUAAAUUAACUUAUCAUAUAAAUGCUACAUUAGAUGCAGAACAUUUUCUAAACAUAUUAGAGAAAAGAGAGAAAAGCAUAAUUGAACGAAUAGACAAUGAUAGGAGACUUCAAAUAAAAGAAAACAGAAAACAUUUAAUUCCUAUAGUUGAAUGUAUCAUAAUGUGUGGUAGACAAGAAUUAGCAUUACGUGGUCACAGGGGAGAAACAAAUAAAACAUUGAGUGUGAAUGAUGAUGACAGCAAUAAUAUUGGUAAUUUCCUUUCUAUUUUGAAGUAUAGAGCUAAAGGAGAUGAAUUUUUAAGAACCGAUGAGACUACAGAUAUUUCUACAUCAGAACAGUUGACCUUAUGUGUGCGAUAUAUUGAUGAAAAUGGUAAUUUAAAUGAAGAUUUUCUUAAGUUUAUUGAAGUAGAAAACUUAACUGGUAGUCAUUUAUCUUCUGCAAUACUAAAUGGUUUAAUUGAGUGUGGCUUGGAUUGUCAGUACUUAAUAGGACAGGGUUAUGAUGGAGCCAGUAAUAUGAGUGGAAAAUGUCGAGGUGUACAAUCAUAUGUUCAAAUUCAAUAUCCUAAAGCUGUAAAUGUACACUAA